GGAGAGUAGAGAGUGUGUGUGUGUGUGUGUGGGGGUGAGUGUGGGGUGAGUGAGGGCGGCGACAUUACCCAGGACGCGGCCUCCGUCUGCGGCCGGAUGGUGAGGAGCUCCGUCGAGCGGAUACUAAACAGCCACUACUUCGGUAAAGAUAGAGAGCAGAGCCCAGCGGCGCCCGGCGGCGGCAUGAGGGACGGCCAGGAGAGUAAUAUUCCUUUGUGUAGUACCUCCCAGCAACAAUACUGCAGGCACCUCGGUCCAGGGCCUCUGUGGUGCUCCGAUGCCCCUCACCCAUCUUUGAAGAUCCCGGGUGGGCGAGGAAACGGAAGGGAUCACACUCUUACAGCUCUCUUGCAUGCGGAUGAGAAGCUAACCGUAACACAAGAUCUACCAGCAAAUGGAAAACAACACAUCAUCCACUUUCAGUACAAGUUGACAGACUCCAAGGUCUCCAAAUGGAAUGCAGUUUUCUCCAAUAAUAAUCUCUUUGUGGAGAUUCCUGAUGGCAUUUUGGCAGAAGGAAGCAAAGAAGGGUUAACGGUGCUGUUAGAAUUUGCUGAAGAGAAGCUGAAGGUGGAGUAUGUAUUUGUCUACUUCUCCAAAAACAGAGAAGAUCGAGCCUUUCUUUUGAGGACAUUCAGCUUCAUGGGCUUUGAGAUUGUGAAACCAGGCCAUCCGUCAGUUCCAGCUCGGCCUGGUGUCUUGUUCAUGGUGUACUCCAUUGAUCAGUCGUUAUCUGAGGAGGAGUAGCCGCAAACUGUGUUUUCCUUUCCCACCUUUUUAAUGUAGCUCAAUUGGGAGAGGGUAGUCCUUAGUAUAAGCGCUGUGUAAUACCCAUAGCAGCCUGUAAAAGGCGCACAUUUUUGUUGUCUUUUGCGUAAGCAAAAUUUGAUCAUCUUGCCUAGAUGUUCUUUAGGCAGCCUGGGCUGAAUUCAGCUUCAUGGAUUGAUACUGAGCAGUAAUUGUUGUUUCCAAUUACAAAUCUGUCAAGGUUUAUUUGGUCCUUUGUUUCUUGAACUGUGUGACUAUUUGUCAUUGCUGUUUAUAGAAAAUGUUGAAAGCUUGUGCAUUCCUUUCACAUACUGUGUUUUUAUGUAACUUCUUGAAAGCUGUUUAAAAAAAAAAUAAAAUAAAAUAUUUCAAAUUUA
Amblyraja radiata (thorny skate) is the source of this 1145-nucleotide messenger RNA. RefSeq names its product ornithine decarboxylase antizyme 2-like. Gene Ontology annotation, biological process: positive regulation of protein catabolic process. Gene Ontology annotation, molecular function: ornithine decarboxylase inhibitor activity. Gene Ontology annotation, cellular component: cytoplasm; nucleus. The record is from RefSeq and is a predicted model, not a curated record. NCBI's taxonomy places the organism in Eukaryota, Metazoa, Chordata, Chondrichthyes, Rajiformes, Rajidae.